Blastocystis hominis is the source of this 2182-nucleotide messenger RNA. RefSeq lists its product as hypothetical. Gene Ontology annotation, molecular function: cysteine-type deubiquitinase activity; cysteine-type endopeptidase activity. Lineage: Eukaryota; Bigyra; Opalinata; Blastocystidae. The record is from RefSeq and is a predicted model, not a curated record. Gene Ontology annotation, biological process: protein deubiquitination. The coding region runs from base 689 to 2182 and encodes 497 amino acids. Gene Ontology annotation, cellular component: cytosol; nucleus. The transcript is spliced from 2 exons.
GUCGCCUGCUGUGGGCAUUGCGAUGGAGGGGAGUCACAUGUAGAAGAUCCCGAUCUGUCACGACUAUCAGCGAGGAGAGUGUAAUCGAGACAACUGCCGGUUCCGUCAUCCGGGAACACACAAGGAUAAUGUGAUGUUGGGACUCGAGGAUCCUGCGACCCCGGACGAAUUGGAGACAAUUCUGAAGCAGUACAGUUCUACUAUCAAGCCGCGCAAUUUUUCUGGUUAAGUUUUUCUUCAGAAUUGAUUGCUUUUGAGUGUUUGUUGGAGGAAAGUCGAUCGUUUGUGAGAUGAGUGGUAUGUGUUGUCUCUGGUGGAGUGAGAGCCAUAGUUCAUGCAGAUGGAACGAAAUGUUCCAAGUAUUGCAAAAGUAAGCAAACUCAGACCUAGAGUUGGUAAUCUUGUAGAUUUAAAACCAAGCAAACCGUUACUUCGUGGUUUGGCCAACCUAGGAAAUACCUGCUUCCUAAACGCAUCGCUACAGCUUCUGGCUUCAUCGGAGCCUCUUAUAGAGUGCAUCUGUUCAUGCCUCGCGCAAAUCCAAGCCGAUGAAACGGAAGAGUUGAAGAAAGCGUGUACUUUCACCCAGCAAUUAGCCGAAAUCCUAGAAGGUAUCGAAUCGAACGUUCUUUUUUGCUAGAUAUCACCUACAAUCCGACCUUGUUGAUUUUUUCGGGUAGUUCGUUUUAUGAUUUGUUCACCUCUCUUUUUCCUUAUUUUGGAGAUGGAAUGCAACAUGUAUUCGCUCAAUGUUGUGCUUUACCCGAAGGAUGCCCUGGAAGCCUUGCAAUCGAUUUUAGAGCAACUGAAAAAAGAUGUUGACACGCUGAACAAGGCAAUACAACAGCAAUGGGCCUUGAAAGACUCUGUCGAUGCUCUGACGCCUCUCUCCAGGAAAUCGGCUCUAUAUACCCCUAUUUCCAUCCCAAUCGAGGGCCUUCUCUCCAACGUGAUGAUCUGCUCUCGCUGCGGCAGUCGCCGCCAAAUCCGUAAUGUCCCCUUCUUCUCCCUCUCCAUCCCCAUCGCCCGUUUCCCCUUUCCCCUUCUCUCUCUCUCUAGAAACGCCGCCCUGGCGUCUCGACCCCUCCAGUCGCCGUCAGUUCAAGUUCUUCUACCGCGCCCUCACGGACACGAAGGCUCUCCUCAGCCCCGUUCACCCCACGCUUCUCGACUGUCUGCGCAAGUACACCGCGCCCGACGAAGUCGACGGCGUGCAGUGCGAAGGGUCGCCACGCUGCCUCGCUUCAAUUCUAGCUGCGGGCUGCUCAACGCCAUGCUGGAUCCCUCCACCCUCACAGAACGGCCCUUGUCCCGCGAUUCCGUCGAGGUGGGUUCGCAGAACCGCGGUGAUGUCAAGGAACUUCGAAAAGAACUCGCGCAUUCGCUGCAUCGCGUGCGGUCGUCGCACGAUUUCGACGCGGAGUUUCACCUCCAAAACACGAACGAAACGCUCCAUGUCAAGGAGGGACGCGGCACAUUCCAGAAGUUCGAGCUGAUUGGCCGCCCGCCCCGCACGCUGCUGCUCCAUGUGCAGCGUAAAACCGCGGGAAUGGGUUUGUUUUCGAAGCAGAACACGUUCGUGGAGUUUCCGGCGUUCUUCGACCUGCGCGAGUUCUGCUUGUUCUCGCAGUCGCUGCCGCUGGGAGCGAUGCGCGCGUUGGAGGCGAAGGAAGAACGGGAGGAAAUGGAUGUGCAUCGACGAUUGAAGAGAGUGGCGUCGUGGAAGGCGGAGAUGAAGAAUCCGGAUGAUGAAGCGACGAUUUGGAUGCUGGACGAGUAUUUCAAGCCCGGAGGAGAGCAGGCGGGACGGCGAAGUCGCAGGGGGAGCUUUGAGAGCGUGGGCUCGGUGUAUGAGGUGAAGAGCGCAGCCGAUCUUUCGUUCAGCGACGAUGAGGGAGGAGCAGAAUAUAACGAUCAGGACGAGGACGAAGAAGAAGAAGAAGAGUGGAUGCGGGACAGUCAGGCGAUUCAUCCGUAUAUCCGGAAGGGAGCCCUUCGAGGAGGUGGGGCGCCGCUUAUUUAUGAAAUGGUGUCGGUGAUUCAUCAUUUGGGGCUUGGGAUGGGAGGACAUUAUGUUUGUUAUCGCCGAGUUCGCACGGAUGAAGGAACGAAGUGGUAUUUGAUGAAUGACCAGAUUGUGAGAGAAGUGAGUUGGGAGACUGUGAACACAGAAAACAUGUAA